AUGGUUUUCCUUCUUAAUAUGGACGGAAAAGACUACAUCUUUACCUACGGAAUUUUUGGCGUCCAACACGAAGAACUUACUCCAGAAAAAGCAAUUUUCAUCUCUGCCCUCUACAUACUACUCUCUUCAUCUGCCAAUCGUGUCGACCACCUUCAAGAUGAAAGUCACGGGCUUCCUCGUCAUAGUCCCAAAUCUACAACUUUCAUCGCCUACUGGCUGUCCUCUUCCUCCUACCUAUCAUUCCAAGCCUCCUCCUCUGUUCAAGAAUUCUGGAACUCUCUCCCUUCAGAUGCAGGUGUCUGGCGCGAAGUAAUGACCAUCCCAAAAUCGCGCUUCAUGUUCGCCUCAAGUCAACCCGUCGCCUCAGCAAUGGGCACUCGCCUUCCCCUAAUACAAAGUUCCGACGAAGGAUACUGGGGCGUAUACCGUCAUCGAUUAUCCGAAACGUCAGAUUCCUAUACCGAUCCUAAAGAUACAUUUACCUCCGCUUAUGUGACUUCCACCAAAGCGAAACCUAACGAAACGAGAAAAAUCAUCGAUAUACCGAAUACCCGUAGUUCCAAAAUAAUAUUAGGGAGAGUAACCAUCUCCAACCCGCCCGAGAAUCUCGUUUUUUCAAAUAUCCCACCCGCGGAAACAGAAGCCUGGCUCAAACAAAUAAAUCCACAUGCCCAAUCCUGGAUAUCUCAUCUCGACACUGAACGGAACAAAAAUGGCGUAGUGGCAUUUACAACACACAUAGGCCACGAGAAUCCCACCCCAGAGAUUGUGAAUGAAGAGUUUGAUGCCAAAGCAGAUUUAGAGCUCGAUACCGAAGCUAUUGUUGAGACGAACCAACUUGCAUAUUUCUUGGAUCUGUCGCAUUUUGAGCAAGCAGGCCGUUCACAUAAAGGUCAUGUGGAAUUGAGAAAAACGGUUAUGAGUCUUUAUGGACCUGGGGGUCAAUUGGAAAAGGGAAAGUCGGUUUUGUUUGUGGAGCUGUGUGUUUUGAAGUCAGGAGAUUUGGACGCCGAGUAUAUUGGUUGCACUGAAGGCUCAGGAAUUCCCUCGCCAAUCAUCAAGGACAAACGUUAA
Messenger RNA from Botrytis porri, 1074 nucleotides. RefSeq lists its product as uncharacterized. The record is from RefSeq and is a predicted model, not a curated record. Bases 1 to 1074 code for a protein of 357 amino acids. The transcript has 3 exons. Lineage: Eukaryota; Fungi; Ascomycota; Leotiomycetes; Helotiales; Sclerotiniaceae.